Messenger RNA from Zingiber officinale, 2460 nucleotides. Its product is annotated as LRR receptor kinase SERK2-like. The transcript has 12 exons. Gene Ontology annotation, biological process: protein phosphorylation. Gene Ontology annotation, molecular function: protein kinase activity; ATP binding; protein binding. Lineage: Eukaryota; Viridiplantae; Streptophyta; Magnoliopsida; Zingiberales; Zingiberaceae. The record is from RefSeq and is a predicted model, not a curated record. Bases 396 to 2228 code for a protein of 610 amino acids.
UGACAGUGUGUAUUCGCUCGUUCAGUAUCAUCGGAAUCGAAUUGCCAAAUGCAAAUGCAGGCGGACAAUUGCUUCGGCCAUUAGAGAGGGAAAUGACAGCGCAGUAUUCCCUGUAUGGACAGCGGUUGAGUCGCACCUCGAAUCAAUGUACGUGUGGUGAAUGACCGGUUGAGGUGCGGUUGAGUCGCAUCUCGAAGCUUGUCUUUAUUUUAUUCCUUCGCUCUCUCUCGAUCUCUCUCUCUUUAUAUCUAAACCCCAAGAUGAUUAGCGCCGGCUCCACUCUCCAGUGGCGAGAACGGUUGUCGGGUCUGAUGGAUCGCAGCGCUUUGCCAAGGACUUCUAUUUCUGAUAGCUACUUGAUUAAAUGAACAAGGGGCAAGAAGCUGUCAAGAAAUAUGGUGGUGGUUUAUCUAUUCUGUAUAUUUAUGUUUUUGCAUUCCAAAGUUGAAUCUGAUCGUCAAGGUGAUGCAUUAUAUGACAUGAGAGUGAGGUUAAAUGCCACUGCGAAUCAGCUUACUGAUUGGAAUCAAAAUCAGGUUAAUCCUUGUACAUGGAAUUCUGUUAUCUGUGACAGUGACAACAAUGUCAUUCGAGUGACAUUGUCUUCAAUGGGAUUUAAUGGAGUCCUAUCACCAAGAAUUGGAGAACUCCAGUAUCUAGCUGUUUUGUCAUUGCCUGGUAACAAUAUAACCGGCGGAAUACCAGAACAGCUUGGCAACCUCUCUAGUUUGACCAACUUGGAUUUGGAAAAUAAUUGUCUGAGUGGAGAAAUACCAGCUUCCCUUGGCAAGCUUUCUAAGCUUCAGAUUUUGAUCCUUAGCCAAAAUAAUCUGACAGGAAACAUUCCUCAAUCCCUCGCAAAUCUUGAUUCCUUAAAUGACAUUCGUCUAGCUUUCAAUCAUCUUUCUGGACAAAUACCUGAAGAGCUCUUUCAAGUAGCUAGAUACAACUUCACAGGUAACAAUCUGAACUGCGAUAUGAAUUAUCAACGCCCUUGUGCUUCCGCCAUGCCUGUUCAUGGAAAAUCCCAAAAUUCCAAAGUAGGAAAAAAUUCCAAAGUAGGAAUUUUGCUUGGAAUUUUUGGAGCUGUCAUUGUAUUGCUUGUUACGGGCGCCAUACUUUUUGUAUGCAAGGGUCACAGGAAGGGAUAUCGACGAGAAGAAUUUGUUGAUGUUGCAGAUGAAGAUGAUCGCAGAAUUGCAUUUGGACAGUUAAAAAGAUUUGCUUAUCGAGAAUUACAGAUUGCAACAGAUGGAUUUAGUGAAAAGAAUGUCCUCGGACAAGGUGGUUUUGGAAAAGUAUACAAAGGAGUGCUUCCAAAUAAUACUAAAAUUGCCAUAAAACGGUUGACUGAUUGUGAGAGUCCAGGUGGGGAAGCUGCAUUUUUACGUGAAGUAGAGAUGAUAAGUGUUGCUGUCCACAAAAAUCUUCUGAGAUUGAUUGGCUUUUGUACAACACCAAAGGAGCGUCUUCUUGUCUAUCCUUUUAUGCAAAACUUGAGUGUUGCAUAUCGUUUACGAGAGUUCAAAACUGGGGAACCAGUGUUGAAUUGGACAACAAGAAAAAGGGUGGCGCUAGGUACUGCACGUGGAUUAGAGUACCUUCAUGAACAUUGCAAUCCUAAGAUAAUACACCGUGAUGUUAAAGCUGCUAAUGUCUUACUCGAUGAGGACUUUGAGGCUGUAGUAGGUGAUUUUGGCUUAGCAAAAUUGGUAGAUGUGAGGAAGACAUCUGUGACAACUCAAGUUCGGGGAACUAUGGGUCACAUAGCACCUGAGUAUUUAUCCACUGGCAAAUCAUCUGAGAGGACAGAUGUAUUUGGUUAUGGAAUUAUGCUUCUUGAACUUGUCACUGGACAACGUGCAAUAGAUUUUUCUCGCUUGGAGGAAGAAGAUGAUGUUUUAUUGCUUGACCAUGUGAAGAAGCUACAAAGAGAGAAACGCUUGGGUGACAUUGUUGACAGAAAUCUCAAUAAUGAAUAUGAUGGUCAAGUUGAAAUGAUGAUCCAAGUUGCUCUUCUUUGCACUCAAGCAUCACCAGAGGACCGCCCCACCAUGUCUGAGGUGGUGCGGAUGCUUGAAGGAGAGGGUCUCGCUGAGAGAUGGGAAGAGUGGGAGCAAGUAGAAGUGACCAGAAGGCAAGAGUAUGAAAGAAUGCAGAGAAGGUUUGGUUGGGGAGAAGAUUCUUUGUACAACCAAGAUGCAAUCGAACUGUCCUGUGGAAGAUGACAUAAGAUUAUGAAGUAGGGAUGCAAAAAGACUCGUAUGCUGAAGUCUUUUACUCUGUUUUUUCCUCGUGUGUUUUGAGAGAUGGUUCUUGCAUUUGGUUUAAACUCAAGAUGUCAGUUUGUCGAUUUUCGCAACUGAAUUCGCACUCUUAGAGGGUGAAGACUGGUGUAAAUAUCCUGAAGUAGGUAUUUCUCAAUAUCAAUAAGUAGCUGAUGGUAUCACUUUAGAAUCA